Messenger RNA from Micropterus salmoides (largemouth bass), 4905 nucleotides. RefSeq lists its product as uncharacterized. The record is from RefSeq and is a predicted model, not a curated record. NCBI's taxonomy places the organism in Eukaryota, Metazoa, Chordata, Actinopteri, Centrarchiformes, Centrarchidae. The transcript is spliced from 5 exons. The coding region runs from base 2282 to 4009 and encodes 575 amino acids.
UACUUUCCGUACCCACUGUAUGUAUUGAUCACAACCUGAUAAAGGUAGCACUGAAACAUUGUGUCAAUGCAUAUAGCUUGGUUUUUUUUUGCCAGUUAGACAGAGUGCAGGAGUUUUCUUUGUAACUUUUGACCUGUCUAUCCCCCUCUGACGCACCUGUCUCUCCCUUUAGAGGGUGGUGGGAAUGAGGAGUUCAUAUAAACAGCUCAGGCAAACACUUGUCUGUCUGUGAAUUUUAUUCAAGUCUUCUGCAGAAGGAACUCUCUGGGACACACACGCAUCAGAGUAUCAUCCGAGUGAGCUGCAGUGUCUCAGCACAUGCAGGUUUUAACCUAAUCUCAUCAAGGGAACAUGUCUGAGUGCUCCCUAGGGGACACUCAAUCUGGAUUUAUCGUAAGACAAUCAUGCCCAGGUACAUGUGGUGAACCACUUAAAGUCAUGACCCCCCUGGACACCUCAUAAAGCAUCACGCACAUUUAUUCUUCCAUUGACCCCAUACCCAAGAGACCAGAGGCCCCCAAUGAGUGAGAUUAGUUACAUGGCAGUGUUUGGAGAUGGGUUUUCAUGGAAUUCCCAUUACAAAGGUGCAAAGUAAUUAACAGUUCUGAUUACAUUCAAUUCUUAUAAGGAUCAGAUGCUGAUGUUCGACAACAGGGCCUGGCUCGCAAUCUCCUAUAUAUUUUACCCAAAAGGUGUUGAUAAGGUUAAGGUCCGGACUCUGUGCAGGCCAGUGAAGUUCUUCCAUACCAAAUUGGGAAAAGCAUUUCUUUAUGAAGUGGGCUUUGUGCAUGGGGACAUUUUCAGUUUGUUUCAAACAGGAAAAGGGUCAAACACAAACUGUGGGGAGAACUAUUAUCUAAAAUUGUAUGCUGUAGCAUUUUGAUUCCCCUUAAGAAAGACAACACCUUGGGAAAAAAACAGCCCCUACCAAAAGCACUGGGAUAGGGGUGCCCCAAUACUUUUGUCCAUAAAGUGUGUAUCAGAAGUUGGUAAACUAGGAUUCUUAUUAUUAUGUACUUACCACUGAGAUCCACUAGACGCCACCAUUCUCUCAGGCAGUGAGCCAGAGGACACCACCAACACAUUUCAGAAUGCUUUUCAUUACAUGAGUAACUUUAUUCCCCAAAAGACGAUAUAUCUUUCUACUGUUGCAUCUUAUAAAGUUGAAGCUCUUCUUUCCAUACAUGGCACAAAUUCUAACUCAUACAGAUUUAUAAAUAUUAAUGUUGCUGGGAGAGUGCAUUGUGCUGGCGCUCAAGUCAUUUCACUUCAAAAAGAGGUUUCAUAGGCAGAGGGAAAUGUUUACAUGCCAAGGCAAGUGUGACAUAAAAAAGAACAGCAAAAUGUACCUAGAAUAAUUGUGAUUUUGCUCUUAGAAAUGUAUAUUAGGCUACAUAAUAUUAAAUCAUAUUAUUAAUACACAAUUAAUAUUACAACACUGCAAAUUUCGCAUCGUUCAUUAAGUUCAUAUCUGUGGCCUAAAAUGAAGCAAAAGGUGAACAGGUGUUCAUCUGAUUUUUGGAUUUGGGACUUUCCACGCUGCUGCUGUGCAACCAUAUAUCACCCUGCUCACAGAAAUCCUGCCUGCAUACUCUGUGAAUCCAGUGAGAAGCUUUGAAUUCCAUUUUUUAAACAGUGUAUAAGAAGAAACACUGCAAUGCAGCAGACGUGGGAACCCCUUUUUAUAUUGUUUAGCAAAAAAAAAUAGGCCUACCCUGGGAGGCGGGGCAGGUACAUCUAUGUUUAUUAAAGUAACGGUGGAAAACUUACAUAAAUGGCAAGGCGGGCAGUCCAUACGGCAAAAUAAAUCCAUAAUACAGAAACCAAAAGAAAAGCAAUAAUCCAAGCAGGGAAGGCUGGCGACAAAAACAAAACACAAAAAUCCACAAAGACAGGCACGGAAAGCAAAAGUUUAGACAAGACACAAGAGGACACUUCAAAAUAAGGAAGAAAAAGACUUCAAAGAAUUUGAAUUGUUAUCAAAGAAUUGCGACCCUUCUCGACGCUCCUGCCUCCUUGCAGCUGGCUCAACUGUCAGUUAGCACUAAUGCGGAUAAACAACGCUAAUGCUGCUGGCAGCUGAUCUGCAACCUUUACGGCCAACUCCAACACACCUGCUCCCUACAUACCUACACCACCCCCUAUCUGGCUGCUUCGGCCAUCAAUCUCUUUAACAAUCCCUGCAUAAUGCAAAUGCCUCUGGGUCCCAAAGUUCAACCCAGGGACAGUGUGGAGUGCCCAGUUUAAAGACAAAGAAGUGACUCCUGCCAACCCUGGGGGAAUGCUUCUGUCGCUGAUGUCUCAGUCAAUGAGCUACAGGCCUGAACAGAGUAGGACCAUAAUGAACAACGACUUAGAGAAGUCCACAGACAUGCACAUUAGCAGAACCAGAGAAGAGGAGGUGCUUCUCUGCAAACCAAUGCAUCAGUCGAUAGACCAGGGCACUCGCUCUACCAGCACUCAAAGGGAUGAGUUUCUCUCCUCAGGCACAGGGAAGGCCUCCCACCCACGCUCCUCAAGCUCUGCCUCUCUAGCACAUAGACACACAGAUAUUGAAAGUGGAAGUAGCUCUUUGGACUGGUCGUCAAACUACAAAAUUCCAACUGUUGAUGACUCUAAAUUUUGUCCAUCAUCUGCUUCGUCUAACUGUGCAAGCAGUGGUGCCUCUGAAUUAGCUGCUAACAUCCUUCUGCAAUUUGGACUUGAAAAACAGGACUUGGACUAUCUCAUUUCCCUCCCCGAAGACCAGAUUACUCCUGAUAACCUGCCACUCAUCUUGCACCAAAUACACAAUCAGAAGGCCAAGAGUGCUACAACAGCAGUUCAGUCAGUACCCUACCCCGAACCCCAACCCAACAGAAGCGUGAGUGGAACAGACAGUCACAGUUCGAGUACUUCUGGGGGGACAGGGAUGUGCCGGGAGGAAACAGCUGUUCUCCAGCCGAGUAAAGUGAUUGACUAUGGACGAUCAACUUCUUCAAGGUCUCGUUUUCACUCCCCAUUGUAUGACCGUCCGACCUUCUCCCGCUAUCGGUCACAUUCAAGAAACCCUGAUAGACAAACGUCACAGAGGAUGAGAGAUGAGAAACAGUCCUCGCCAAGGAGGAAUGACGACAGACAAGCAUUUCCAAGGAGUAGCCGUGAGAGACGAUCGCCACCAUGGAGGAACCAUGAGAGGCAAUCGUCUACAAUGGGUUCAUCCCCUCGACGAAAGAAGUCAAGCAGUAGUGAGAUGCUGAAUGCACCUGUUUUCAAACAGUCUGACCUGGAGGCCGGGGUUAAAGCUCUGGUUCCUACCUUAUGGGAAGAGCUACACAAGAUGAAUACCCCCUUAUCAUCAUCCUCAUCUUCCAAAGGUACUUGUAGCUCCUGUGGGACUGAGCCUGGUCCGAGUGCUUUGAGUUCUUCUAAUCCACACCUAGGAGCAGAACCCAUGGCGAUCAGCGAAAGUGACCGUAAAGGGACUCCCCAUUGCCCAGAUCAACGCAUCGAAGUCACAAAGAAAAUUGUCUUUCUGCAGUUCCUCGACUACGACAACAACAGGAUCCAACACCGGUGUUAUCCAGAUCACAAGAUAUGGUCCAGGAUUUGCUGGUGCAGAGAGGGAGAGAUUCCAGAGAGACAAGAUGGAAAACUCCCUUCUGUGUCCGUGUGGAACUGGAACACAGGACCCGGUAUCCUCAGACAGUCACAACUCCUGUGCACCCAGUACCCACCAGAGCAUCACCGGAUGAAUCGACUGAGGUGUGCACUGCAGAUCUACCAACACCCAAGGGGAGCCUGGUGCCUGAUCGAUUGCAUCGACAGAAAUGAGGUACUAAUUCGGCAGUACGUUCUGACACCCAAUCCGGCCAUGUUCCAGAGUCAGUCAGAGAGCGUGGACUGUUGGAGAGAGGGGUUAUCGGACUUUCCAUCAAGACAGUAUCCUUUCUUUGCAAGAGAGGGUGUUGUGAGAAUGAGAAGUGUGAAGAAAGCGACACAGGUUCUGGUCCUUGGGGGGCCUUCAUAGAAACCGUUUGACUGCCUGACACAUAUAUACAAGCCACAUGGUAAAAUGAUGAUUUGCCUGUGCUUUAAGACUGAUUAUUGUUAACUGCUAGGCUCAUAUUAAAUUAAAGUACUAAAAUUAAGUUUUAAAGAUGUUUUAUUUGAAACAUUGUUUUAUAUUUUACUAAGAAGUGUUUCUCUGCAGUGUCUUGUGCCCUGACCUUUGCUUGGCCUCUAGAGACCUUUGGUUGUACAUGAUCAGGUCUUAGAUUAGAUGUUGAUUUCCAGUAAAGAGGAAGCUAAAGUGCGCUCUAGCUGGAAACUAAAUACUCAAAAUAAAAAAAAAAAGGCAUCCUUUAAGACAUACUAGCAUAUGUCUCGUUCACAUGAGGGAAAGUGUGAAAAGAGGUGUGAAGAUAAGGGGAAGAUCAAGUUUUGCCUCUUAAGUUUAUUUAAUUUUUCUAGUAAAAAUUGUAUUUUUAGUAAACUUUAAGACUUGUCUUCUGUAAUGAUGCAUUCCCCGAUGACAUCAAAAUAACUGUUUUGAUCAGAAAAAGUGCACCAUUUGCUAAUGUGACCAACCAUUUCUCUCCUUUAUGAAGUCAGAAAGACUUGAAAUGAGUGUUGUCAUAAAUUGGUUUAAUGUUUAUCCUGAAUUUGGAGUGAUGCAUUUAAGACGAUUUUUAUUUGUGCAUGCAUUUAAGGUUGUAUAAGAGAAGAAAUGCUCAUUUGUUUUGUGGCUUACUAAAUUUGGCCUUUAUGCAUUGGAAAUUUGAAACGAUUAUAUUGACAUAAUUUGUAGAGACCUGAUAUGUUUUAUUAUUUGAUUUGAUUAUAUAUUUGUGAACUGGAGCAAAUCGGCGUUGCAACUACUGGACAGGAGGACCAUCUGCCUAUUAAAGGAAAAAAUAAUGCGAA